GCGUUAUAACAUCUGUAGAUAUCCUCAUCUAUUAAGGACAAUUUCGUCUUUUCAUUUAUCCAGUCUAUAUAAUCACCAUUUUCAUACGCUUUUUCAUAGUAUUAAAAAUUAAACAAUAAACCUCUCUUUUUACUCAACUCACUCCUUCAAUUCUUCUACACUUUAAUUGUAUUUGAUUGUUGGAGAUGUCGAUUGAGAUUGGAAAAUUCAAUCGGAUUCGUUGUAUUGUAAGGAUCAGUCAGAUGCUUCGACAAUGGAAGAAAAGAGCUAUAUCUUCUUCAUCGAAACGCAUAGCUUCUGAUGUACCUGCCGGACACGUGGCGAUCUCGGUAGGCAGUAAUUGCCGGAGAUUCGUGGUGCGAGCGAAGUAUUUGAAUCAUCCGAUUUUCAGGAAGCUACUGACUCAGGCAGAGGAAGAGUAUGGUUUCUCUAAUCAUGGCACUUUGGCUAUACCUUGCGAUGAGUUUUUAUUCGAGGAGAUCCUUAGGUUCGUUUCUAGAUCUGGAUCGAGUAACUGGACUCGUUCGUUAAAUAUCGAGGAUUUUCAGAAAUCAUGCCAUGCAAGGUACAGGAAUCGUAUUGAGAAUUUCGGUGAAUCUCGAGCGUUACUGGGUGGAUGUACUGAAAAAUCAGUGUGUUGAAAAAAAAAAUUGAGUUUAAUUUUAGGAGUAGAAAAAUUGUGAUGUUGCAGAUGGAGAUGGCGAAAAACAAAAUUGAGUCAUCCCGAAAUGUUUCAUUGACAGACUUCAGAUUAUAAAGAGAGUCUGUUACGUUUCAAAUGCAGAUAAUUACUAGGAAAUCGAAAUGAAUCACCAAUGAAGUGAAAGUUCAAGUGAAUCAUGUUAUUCUUUUCUGAAAUUUACUUUAUACAUAUUUUUUUCUCUUUUGUUCAAAGAAAAAGUUGUAAAAUUUAAUAUUUACGUAAUUGAUAUAUAUCACUCUUGAAGAUUUUAUUUUUUA
Molecule: messenger RNA, 960 nt
Organism: Solanum lycopersicum (tomato)
Lineage: Eukaryota; Viridiplantae; Streptophyta; Magnoliopsida; Solanales; Solanaceae
Product: auxin-induced protein 6B
Biological process (GO): response to auxin
Source: RefSeq, a predicted model, not a curated record